AAAUUAUGGCGAACAUUAUUUUAGUACAGCGUCCGUGUAAUUUUUAUUGUGAAAGUCAGGGCUGUUGUAUAAAGUUGUAGGGGAGCUUAGGAUGGUAGAAAGAACACCGGGUUCAAGCUGUGUGUUUAUCUCGGAAUUAACAGGACAACGUCAACAUCCUUCUUAAAUCUUGUGCCUGGACUAAAAGAAUUCCUGCUUUUUCAUCCAGGGGAUGUGCAGGACAUAAACACAUAAACAACUAUAAGGCACUUGAAGAUUGUGCUUCUCCACAGGGCAGUGUAAGAGACAGUGCCUUUUUGGACGGGUGGUACUUAACAAGACAGGAGCCUUUCCCAUUACAGGCUGCAAAGGACUCAUUGGACUGCUUGAACUGACUUGACUCCUGGAUUCACAGUAUAUCCCCAAGACACUUCAAGACUCAAAAACAACACUAAGGGCUGUCUUAGUUACUUUGAACGAGAGCUGGUAUUCAUAAUGUCAGAAAACUAUCGCCGCUCAUUGGUGGUCACCCCAAAGACCACCGCUCAGUUCAACCAGUUCCUGCCAAGCAAAGCCAAGCAGUCGGGCUAUGUCCCAGCACCACUACGCAGGAAGCGCACUGACAGUACUGACAAUGAGGAAAACAGACGCAGUUGGGCCAGCCCCAUGUUUACAGAGGAGGAUGGAUCAUUCUCUAGGAUAGGAACAGGCCCAUAUUCCACUAAUGAACUAGGCACUCAAAGUUCUACACAAGCUGCCUGGCCAUUUGGGUAUGAGAGCAGCGAUUCAGAGGCAGAGCGUCCAGACCCUGACCUGCAACUUGAUGAUUUGGCCAGUCGCCGUUUCCAUACCCCAAGGGUCGUCACACCCACCAACUUUGCAUUGCCCAUGACCCCAAGCGAAUCCACCACUAUGCCUCAAACCACCAGGCCAAAGGUCAUGGUUACUAGUGUGCCUCAACCAGCAUUGACCUUUCUCAGCAGUGAGCCUAGGCCUCCUCAGAAGGCUACUAGGAGGUCUGCGUCUGCUGAUGUCUACUUGUAUGAUGACUCAGAGGAAGAUGAUGAUGAAACUGGUUAUGCUGAUCCUGUUCAUGAUGACCUUUAUGCUCGUAAAGUGGGCUUAACAGAAGCCCAGUCCAUUUCCACUGCCCACUAUGAUAAAUUUCUCCCAAAGUUUUGGACACCAGAGGAAGACAUGCAUGUGCAGAAAAUCAGACUGGGCUCUCAGCGUCGGCCCUGGUACAGAAAGAUCCAGGGCUUCAGCCAGAAGAAGUCUGGCUCAUCCUCGGAGGACUCCGAAUGUGAUGUCAGUCCCCAGCUCUGUGUGUCCUCUCCCUCUCAUUCUGAACCCCCUUCCUCACAUGCACAAACUUCAGCACAGCUCAUUCCUGUCACACCCAGUCCGACCACACAGCCACUCAUGCUCACUCAAGACACCUUUGGAGCCCAAAGAUUUCAGCUCCCUGAUUUUUGGCCCAGGCCAGACCCCACUUCAGGCCCAAGACUCAUUAGGUUCAAGAGACACCCACUAUUAGGGCGGGAACACCCUAAUGACCCAUACAAUGUAUCUGAGGACAUUCUCCCUGACUUGGAAAAUGAUGACAUGUUUAGCCGCCGCACAUGUGCCUUCUACUCUAACACUGAGCUGGCCAAGAUGAAAUAUGGGGGUCUACUUUCCUUACAUCAAAGGUCUGAGCCAUGUAUCAGAUUGGUCACUCAGCAUAGUGAUGUCAAAUCUACGUACCCGGACAUUGAGAAAGAUGAUGUGGCCAUUCGCAGGUUACGGCAUCAGUCUAAACAGCGCCCCCUUUCAGGAGCACCUGAUAUCUAUCACCCUGUGCCUAUUCCUGACCUCUGGGUACAGCAACAGAAACUUCAGGCUAAAAUAUCCCCCCCAGUACAGGGGGCUGCCCCGAUGUAUCCAAAACAGAAGGUCAAAACCGAACAUCAAAAAUCAGAUGAUAUGGUAGUUAGGAAGCUUGGAAUUGCACAUGUCCAGAAUCCCACUGAGGUAUCUCAGAGGUCACUUGGAACUCAAACAGGCCCGAGUGUGCCUUCAGUCUGCAACGAGGAAGAUCUCCAAAAAUGGCAAGCCAUCAGAGAGGCCAGUCGCCUAAGAUAUAAGAAGAAGCUGAUGGUUGAGAGACUGUUGCAAAAGAACUCAGAUAGUGACGGGGCUAAAUCACUGAGUGACAUCAAUGUUGAGCAGGCAUUACAAGAGGUUCAGUACGAAGAUCUGCAAAAGUUCCGUGCCAAGGUGAAGGAGAAUGAAGACAGGUGGCAGGAUGAUCUGACGAAAUGGAAAAACAGGCGCAAGAGUGUUAACUUAGAUAUCAUGAAGAAAAAAGAAGAGAGAGAGCAGAUCGAGAUACUUACUUCAGGGAGCAGCACCAGGAAAUCAAAGACGUUCAAGGAAAUGGAAGAGGAGAGGGAAAGCCGAGAGCCAGGCUACAGGAGUCGCUUCGCUUCCUUGUCCACAUCUGAUGACCAAGAUGUCUUUGAAGAACCCACACCCAAGACCAGGGUUUUACCAAGCCGCAGCAAUACUGUAGAUGAUCCUUACUCCCUGAGCCGAUCUAAAGUGCGCUCUCUUCCCAGUUUGCUAGACGAAGAACCUAAGACUGGCAGCAUGCCAACAGUUGAGAAAGAUGCGCCAUCCGGUCCUGUCCAGUCCAGCUUAGGCAGCAGCCUUCUGGAUGAUCCGGUUCCAAUCAGCGUCAUUAGCAAACCCAGGCUACUAGAGCCCACCAGCAACACUCAAUCAACUCGCACCAGCACUAUCAUCAGCAGCCCACCACUAGAGGCUAAAAGCAGCUCAAAACCAAUUACAGAAUCCAACAUCUCUGCUAAACCUACCCCUACACCUAGGCAAGGCCAAAACCAGGAAUCCUUGUAUAAACCAGUUUCAACACAAAUGAAGCAACCCAUUGCACCUCAGGUUUCUGCUUCACUUCCUAGGAGCUACCAGAGAUCAGAUAGUGCACGCCUCACUUCUGUUGUCACACCAAGACCAUUUGGUGCCUCAGCUACCAAAGUUGCAUCCCUGCCCCGUGCCUAUACGGUAGGUGACUCUCAGAAGUACUUUAAUGGUGAGACAAAGAGUAGUAGGAAUACUACAAUUAAUUCCCAGACCAGUUCCGUACAAAGCAGUAAUGAGAAUGAAGGGCAAGAAGAGGAGCAAGUGGUUCCCCCUACUCAGACCUCCUCAGCUGUCACUCCGGUCAGCCGUGUAGCUCCACAACCCAAAGUGUUUCCUGACAACAGCAUACAGCAGGAAAGCUACAGUGAAAUGAGGAUCAGCCUGAACCAAAAACCCAACAGCAGUCACGACUUUGGAUUCCAGACUAACUGGGACUCCACAGGAGCUGUUGUUAAAUCUAUAAAACAAGACAGUCCAGCAGAGCUGUGCCACCUGCAGGUCGGGGAUAAGAUUUUGGCAGUGAAUGGGCAGAAGGUGGCAGACAUGAGCUAUGAACAGUGGAAAAGGAGCAUGGAUGAAGCCCUGAAGGAUGGUAGCCUGUUUAUGGACAUUCGCAGACAGGGAAAGAACAACUGGGGAAAAGACCUACCUUCCCUUCAAUUUAAAAGACAUAAGGUCAUCAAUCUCACCACUACGGAUCCUCUAGGUUCCCCUGAGACAAAUGCUAACAUGAACCUGGACUUCACCUCACGCCGGGGCAUGGAUCCCAAUGUGAAACCUCUGAAUGUCAGCUCUCAGCCCGUCAAUCGUCUGCCAUCCACUGGCAUUAAUGGUGGAAUUAAUGAGGAACCUGUGCUUCUGAGAAAUGAAGAACCCAUUUCUUUAAAAAACCUUAAAAGGAGAUCGGAGUUUUUUGAACAAGGUGGAUCUGAAAAUCAGAUCACAGAACUACCAGUUCCCUCUCACUCAGCCUCCUCUACUCGCUGGUCUUGGGACCCAGAGGAAGAGCGCAGGCGACAGGAAAAGUGGCAAAAAGAGCAGGAUCGCCAGCUCCAGGAAAAGUAUCAACGUGAUCAAGAAAAGCUAAAGGAGGAGUUUGAAAAAGCCCAGCAGGAGGCUGUAACAGAAGGCACAAAACAAUAUCAAGAGGAGCUGAGGAGCCUCGAGAUGGAACGUGAGGCCUCAAGACUUAAAGAGGAAGAGGAGAGGAGGAGGAGAGAGGAGGAGAGGAAGAGAAGGGAGGAACAGGUGCACCUUGAGGAGGAGAGGAAAAGAAGGGAGCAACAGGAGCGCCUUGAGGAGGAGAGGAAAAGAAGGGAGCAACAGGAGCGCCUUGAGGAGGAGAGGAAAAGAAGAGAGCAAGAGCAGCAAAUUGAGGAGGAGAGGAAAAGAAGAGAAGAGCAGAAAAAGAGGGAAGAACAGAAACGUCUGGAAGAAAAGAGAAAGAAGGAAGAAGAGGAGCUUAAACAAAGGGAGGAGGAAAAGAAAAGAAGAGAGCAAGAGGCACUGAGACUGCAGAGGAAAAGAGAAGAAGAGGAGGAGAGGAGGCGCCAAGAAGCCCAGCAGAGACUUCAGGCAAAUGAUGUGGAGUAUACUUUCCCUGAGCUAUCCUACUCACACAGGGCCAAGUCCAAAUCUACUCCAGAGCUGGAUGACAUAGAAAAAAAUGAUAUUAAAGGUGUGUAUAGCAAGCACAGGGGUCUGGCAGGUUGGCUUCUGGAGGAAGAGUUAAGAAGGAAGAAAGAUCCUCAUAUCCUGAGACAGCAAGCUGCAUCUGAGCUGGAACUAGAGAGGAGAAACCUCCUUAGUGCUAUGAGAUACAGUAACCCAGAGAGAGCUGUAAGCAGUGGUCUGGGUGAGAGCACUUUGAAUAAGGCCUACCAGAAUAGGAAAGAGCCGGUAUCUCAGGCUGAAGUAGAAAGGCAGCAGAUCAUUCAGGACAUGAAAAAGAAGACUUCAUUGCUGCCAGACAACAAAUGGAUCCGACAAAGUAGUGUCAAUAAUGUGAACAAACAGCCAGCCUACAUUCCCAUGAGGAGGGGUGAGUCUCUGGACAACCUGGACGUGACAAAGAAUCACCAAUCCUGGAGGUCAUCAUGGACUCCAGAGACCAAUUCUUCCAUCCCAGACUAUAGCCGUCCUUAUACAUCUCUGAGUUCCAGUAGGCCAUUUUUGCCCCAGUCCACAUCUAGCGCCUCCACAAAAACUGAGAAUCAGCCAUCCUCACGAAACAGGUCAGUCAGUGGCAAGAAAACGUGUACUUUCUGUGAUAUGCCACUUGGCAAAGGAGCAGCAAUGAUCAUCGAGUCCCUCGGGCUCUGUUUUCAUUUACAAUGCUUUAAGUGCUGUCAAUGUAAAGCUGACCUUGGUGGCUCAGAAAGUGGAGCUGAAGUCAGGAUACGAAACAAACAGCUCUUCUGUAACUCCUGCUAUAUGCGUCUCAAAACAGGGCAGCCUACUGCCAUGUGACCUAACUGGAUUACAGCAGAUUGAAGAAGAACCUGGUCCACAUACAUAACCAUGAACACUAAUACUGGAGUUAUGCAUGAGGACAAGAACACUAUACAGUAGGAUGCCAGACAAGAUAACACAAUACACAUAUGUGCUUCCUUUUUACCUAUUAAGAAGGGGGGGAAAGUUCUAUGUUUCCAUAAAGUAUUAUUAACUAUGCUUGCACAAAGUACAAGGGACAUACUGUACAUUCACUUAGAAACUAGCAAUGUAUUUGAAAUUAUUGUCAUUGUGUUCCUUACAAAAGCAAGUUUUUGAUGAUUUGUCAUGUUGGACAUAUUUCAUAGAGGUCUCUUUGGUAGUAAUUUUUGGAUUGAUAGAACCUGCUGUUUUUCUCAUAGCAUUUUAAGUCUAUCUUCAUCAGGCUUCUGUAUGUUAUGGUGUGUUAUCAAAUAUCCUGUCAUCUAUUCUUCAUUGUGCCUUUAUGUUUGUGAUGGGAAUAAAUAUUUAGAAUAAAUAUAUUUAGAAUAAUUAUUAUAAGAGUAUAUUUAAAAGUGAUAUGGUUUGUAGGAAGAAUUUUGUGGCAUUCAUUUAAGACAUUGAAUUAAGAUUUUCCACAAAGUUAAACAAUCUAAAUACAUGCAAAAGAAAAUGUAUUUACUAAAAUACUUGUAAAUAAAGUGACCAAACCAAAAUGCA
Tachysurus fulvidraco (yellow catfish) is the source of this 6051-nucleotide messenger RNA. It is a transcript of the gene lmo7a, whose product is annotated as LIM domain 7a. The record is from RefSeq and is a predicted model, not a curated record. Bases 475 to 5370 code for a protein of 1631 amino acids. The transcript is spliced from 30 exons. Gene Ontology annotation, biological process: regulation of cell adhesion; regulation of signaling. Gene Ontology annotation, molecular function: protein binding. Lineage: Eukaryota; Metazoa; Chordata; Actinopteri; Siluriformes; Bagridae.